UAUGAGUACAUUACAUUACAUAUAAGAAGCAAGGAAUUGUGGAGCUGAGUUUCUGAGUGCUCACAGAAAUGAAGAAGCAAUCUUGUGAAGAAUCAGAGACCAGUUUCCCAGAGAAAUGUGUAAGCCAAUUAUCCUCGGAGUGCUGGUUCGACGAUGCAUGCAUCCUUGACAUGGAUUACUUCGUGAAGACCCUUUCAGGCAUCAAACAGAAAGGUGUGCGUGCUGACUUGAUCGGUUCCAUCAUCACUCACUAUGCUUCCAAGUGGCUCCCUGAUCUUUCUGCGGCUGAAAAUGGCCUCACCCAUUUCCAUGAAUCACCCGAAAGUGUCACAAUAUCAUGGAUGAAGAAGAGGUUCUUCGUGGAAACCUUGGUGGGUGUUCUUCCUCCAGAGAAGGAUUCCAUCCCAUGCAACUUCCUCCUUCGUCUUCUAAGAACUGCUAACAUGGUUGGUGUUGAGGCCACUUAUAGAGUUGAGCUUGAGAAGCGCAUUUCAUGGCAGCUAGAUCAAGCUUCUCUCAAAGAGCUCAUGAUACCCUCUUUCAGCCACACUUGUGGGACCCUCUUGGAUGUUGAGCUUGUCCUUAGGCUGGUUAAGAGGUUCGUGAGUUUGGACCAUGAUGGAGCUAAAACUGGUGUUGCUUUGGUUAAGGUGGCCAAGUUGGUUGAUUGCUACCUCGCCGAGGCUGCUGUGGAUGCCAACUUGAGUUUAUCUGAGUUUGUUGCACUUGCUGGAGCUCUUCCAUGCCAUGCAAGAGCAACCGAUGAUGGCUUGUACCGAGCCAUUGACACUUACUUAAAAGCACAUCCAGGAGUGUUAAAACAAGAAAGGAAGGGUCUGUGUAGGCUGAUUGAUAGCAGGAAACUCACACCGGAGGCCUCACUUCAUGCAGCUCAAAAUGAAAGGUUACCUGUUAGAGCUGUGAUUCAGGUGCUCUUCUCUGAACAAACCAAACUCAAUCGCCACAUAGAUUGGAGUGGCUCCUUCAGUGGCUUGAGGAGCCCAAAUAGUGGCCUUGAUCCACCAAUACGAUGCCUUUCAAAGCGUGAAAUGAAUGCUCAACAAAUGGAGAUAAGGAGGCUGAAGGAAGAUGUUCACAGGCUGCAAAAUCAGUGCAAUGCUAUGCAAGUUCAGAUGGAGAGAAUGAUGGAGAAGAAGAAAUGGUUAUUCAAAUGGAAGAAAUUUGGAAUGCCUGUGUUUAGUAAAAGUUGGGGAGAGGUGGAGAAAAUCCAAGAAGAAGAAGAAGAAGAAGAUGAUGAUGAACAGGCUGAAAGGGAAGUUGGGUUUGGAAGGCAAACGCCCAUGUACAUGAAAACCGGUCUGGUCAAAAGUAGGACUCCCUACAAGUGGAGGAAAUCUUUGUCCUGAAAGAGAGGCUGUGAAUAAAAAACAUAUGAUUGACAUAAUUUGUUGUGUUAUAUAAGUCCGUUUGUUGGAACUUGAGAAAUAAUGUAAGAUACAACUCUGUUGUAUUUGGAAUCAAUUCAAUAAAGAUGUGUGUAUACCGAAGUUCUAGAUACAAAUGUGACUACAUAUAUUAAGGUAUGCCCCCAAGUAAAGAUAUAUAUGAAAGAAAGAGUGAGACAAGAAAAUGGACAGAUCUGAUUUGCUGGAGGAAAAUUCAACGUACUAUUUAAAGUGCGUUCUUUUUUAAAUGUUUCCUCAUUUUUAAUACACCAAUUUACAAAUUUUAAC
Abrus precatorius (Indian licorice) is the source of this 1694-nucleotide messenger RNA. RefSeq names its product root phototropism protein 3. The record is from RefSeq and is a predicted model, not a curated record. The transcript has 2 exons. Bases 69 to 1367 code for a protein of 432 amino acids. NCBI's taxonomy places the organism in Eukaryota, Viridiplantae, Streptophyta, Magnoliopsida, Fabales, Fabaceae.